UGAAAAUAUUGAUUUAGCUACUAGGGAAUGAUGAAGUGUUGCCAAUGAACUACUGGCGUCAUUGAGUGAGUACUGUGCGGAUUUUCAUUGGUAUAUAUCCACACGGUACUACUAACAGGAACAGGACUCCGUACCAUACUUCUAUACAAUAGGGCUCCUCACACUCUUCUAAAGCGAUAAAAUGGGUUAAACUACAUUGUCGGACGCCCCCAACGCCCACAGCGAUACACAACACCACGCAGGACCACUCGAAUGCCACUCUAUGGACCAAGGGUUGAUGUUUAAAGAGAAGAGGACAGAACGCUUGCACCCUGGGGAAUUGCUGGAACUUGUUGAACAGGUUGCAGACUGUCUAUCACUCGUCCGCGACACAGUGCUACGAAAGAAGAAGGUUAUCGUGUGCGAUUGUGACCUACUGGAUAUGAUGUGCCCUGACUCUCCUUCUUGAAUACCUUACAGAACUACUCUGUAGUUCUGAGGCAUUAUGCGGUGGAUGCUUUCAUGGUAAGAGAAUGUACUACCAGGAAUAGCAGGACUGAGUGAUAUGCAUAGACCAUAGCUAUUUUUACCAUUGUUGCUUGCGCAUAUGCAUGGCAAACGCAAUUGAUGCUUUCCUAUUCCC
Aspergillus glaucus CBS 516.65 is the source of this 622-nucleotide messenger RNA. RefSeq lists its product as uncharacterized. Bases 263 to 448 code for a protein of 61 amino acids. The record is from RefSeq and is a predicted model, not a curated record. NCBI's taxonomy places the organism in Eukaryota, Fungi, Ascomycota, Eurotiomycetes, Eurotiales, Aspergillaceae. The transcript has a single exon.